Culex quinquefasciatus (southern house mosquito) is the source of this 2881-nucleotide messenger RNA. RefSeq lists its product as uncharacterized. The coding region runs from base 109 to 1899 and encodes 596 amino acids. The transcript has 2 exons. Lineage: Eukaryota; Metazoa; Arthropoda; Insecta; Diptera; Culicidae. The record is from RefSeq and is a predicted model, not a curated record.
CUGCCACACCACUGCGUCUUGAGGCCGGACAGCACCACUACGAAGCUUCGCGUGGUGUUUGAUGCUUCGUGUCGCACGUCUACCGGAGUUGCUCUGAACGAUGCGCUCAUGGUGGGACCAGUUGUGCAGGACGAUUUACUGGACAUUGCGCUACGCUUUCGACUCCACGCUGUUGCCAUCGUCGCUGACAUCGCCAAGAUGUACCGUAUGAUUCGCGUCCAGCCUGACGACCAGAGACUGCAGAGGAUUGUUUGGAGAGACAAUGUGGACGAACCCAUCCGAAUCUACGAGUUGACCACUGUCACGUACGGAACGGCGUCUGCGCCGUAUUUAGCGACCAAGUGCUUGCAAAAACUCGGUGAGAUCGGAGAAAAGACGCACCCAUCCGCUGCCAAGAUCCCCAAACGUGACUUCUACGUUGACGACAUGUUGGCAGGUGCGCACACGGUCGCUGAAGGAAAAGAGCUAGUCGCCGAAAUGGUCGAUCUGAUGGAAUCUGGCGAAUUCUCGUUGCGAAAGUGGCAUUCAAACUCUCGAGACAUCCUGCUCGACGUCCCGGAACAUCUUCGCGACGAACGGACUUUGCUUGAACUGGACACGUCUGACGCAACCGUCAAGACGCUCGGGCUCGUCUGGGAGCCCAGUACGGACUGUUUCCGUUUCAGAUCGCCAAAGUGGAACGACGUUGCCGUGAUCACGAAGCGUGUCGUGGCCUCAGACAUGGCCAUGAUCUUCGACCCGUACGGGUUGAUCGGUCCUGUCGUCGUCCAAGCGAAAAUCUUCGUGCAGAAGCUGUGGCGCAUGGAACUGGAUUGGGACGCCGCUCUGCCAGAAGAUCUGCAGGAGUACUGGCGUGAAUACCGCAGAAAUCUAGCCGGUCUGGACAGCCUGUCGAUACCCCGCUGGAUUGGCACAGGUGCAGAUGACCAGACUGUGCAGCUUCACGGGUUCUGCGACGCUUCAGUCAACGCUUACGGUGCGUGCAUCUACAUCCGAACCGUUUCGGCCAACGGCGACGUCACCGUCCGCUUGCUGGCCUCCAAAUCCCGCAUCGCACCGCUCGAGAACCUGAAGAAGGAGAAGCGUAAGCAGUCGAUUCCCCGCCUGGAGCUGGCGUCCGCUCUGCUGCUGGCGCAUCUGUACGAGAAGGUGGCCAACGCCAUCAACUUCCGAGGCAAAGCGUUCUUCUGGACAGAUUCCAUGAUCGUACGCUGCUGGCUCGCGUCACUGCCGUCCAGAUGGAACCAGUUCGUGGCCAACCGUGUGUCCGAGAUUCAACAUCUGACGGAGAGCGGAUCUUGGGACCAUGUGCCCGGAAUAGAGAACCCAGCUGACAUCAUUUCUCGCGGCAUGACACCGAUGCAGCUGCAGUACUCAAAGCUUUGGUUUAGCGGACCCGAUUGGCUGAGUCUCGACCACCAGCACUGGCCGCACGCUCAAGUGCCAAACGCAGCAGACUUCGACCACGAAGAACUGGAGGAACACAACGCUGUCGCUGCAGUUGAACAUGACGCCGAGCCAUGCAGACUGUUUACAGCGAAUUCAUCGUACACCGUGACAAUACGGACGACCGCUGUAAUCUGCCGCUUCUGUUUCAACAGCCGUGCGGCGAACAAGCACUGCCGCAGAGUUGGUCCGUUGACGGCUGAAGAGCUCGAGGUCGCUUUGAAGAAGCUGGUGCGCCUCGCUCACCGAGAAUGCUUCCCGGAAGAGUACGAUGCUUUGUCCAGAGAUCGCGCGAUUCCAAACAACUCCCGCAUUGCUGCGCUGAACCCAAGAAUCAUCGAUGGAAUCCUGUGCGUCGGCGGCCGGUUGCAGCACGCCGCAGUCUCAGACAACCGGAAGUUUUGUAUCACCACGUACGCCCGGUGGCCGAUGUCGUACGUGAGAGACAAUUAACAUUAAACAAAUUAAAAGCAAGGACAAAAUAAGACUUUAUGUCCAACAAAUAAAACAACGUGUUAUCUUGUAAGUAAUUAAACACGGAAUGGCUUUAUUGAAUCCAUUUGACAACCGGAACCUCCUCUACGUAUGCGCUGUGGUGACGUCGUGACCUGGGCGUUCCAGACGCCAAGUUCGAGUCCAGCGGCGUGCGGACUGGUGGGGACCAUCGCUGAUUAGGUUGUCCCAACAUCCCCCCUUCUCAAUUGAGCUGGUACGAGUUGAACCGCUGAGGCUUCUUUCGAACUCGUGUAGAACGACGAAGCCCCGGUACCAGCGACGCAGGCUCGCUUUCAGGUGGUGCAACCUGCUCGGGUGAUCUUGGUAUGGAUGGCGAGCAUUCUGGGACACCAUGUGACGAGCGUUGAUCCGGACUUGCUGACUGUAGUGACGCGUCCAAGACCGUCGGUGUUGUUGGGUCCGCAGCCGGUGUUGGUUUCGACAGAUUCCAGGAAUCCAGCAGGAUGUCGAGGGGCAACUUCGGCUUCUCUGCUCCAUCUGUCCUCGGAUCCCAAUCUGCACGACUGAGAAGCUGAUUUGCGUGCGAUCGGAGCAUACGGCGGUCCUCGACCCAAACGGUAUACAUCACCUGGCCAACCCGGUCGCAAACAACGCCAGGCGCCCAGUGCCACUUGUUUCCGCUGUACAGCUUCGCGUAAACCAGGUCGUGUGGUUCAAACCGUCGCUUCCGGGAACCACCUUUCAACUCCGUUGACUCGCUUGGUGGUUUUGGUGGUGGUGGCAAGAGCAGUUCCAGAUUCGUUCGGAUGCGGCGUCCAAACAUGGCUUCAGAUGGUGACACGCCGCCUUCGACCUGACGAUUCGGUGUAGUUCGAUACGUCAUCAGGAAGACGUCUAGCGCUUCGUCGAUUGAGCUCCUCCCCGCCUGAAUCUUCUUCACUGCUCGUUUAAACGUAUCCACAAAACGCUCCGCUUGGCC